Messenger RNA from Aplysia californica (California sea hare), 4772 nucleotides. RefSeq lists its product as uncharacterized. The record is from RefSeq and is a predicted model, not a curated record. Lineage: Eukaryota; Metazoa; Mollusca; Gastropoda; Aplysiida; Aplysiidae.
UUCUAUACAUACAGCACCUACUGUGUACACAUUUGGGACCGUUCCUUUCCAGGGGCAGGCAGUUUUGAGUGACUGGUGUCCUCUGUGUCUCUGUGUCUACAGAAGGGAAUUCUAACUGUGGGAUUUGACUGUUUUGAUACAGAAGCAUUCUACUUCUAGUUGGUGUAGAUUCUGUGUUUUUUACCGACGUAUGAGGUCUGACCACACCGUCGCGAUGUGAAGAACAAAUCUGGAGAUCAUUUUCCAGGUAUCGGAGACAGACAUCUGGUCAGGGUUUGGGCCCUACAGAGGAGGGGACGAGCAUCUCUCGUACAUGUGCGUACAACACUGGUGCAGGGGGCGCUUCCUUGACGUGGGAAGUGCAGCUGGCGGCAGUAAAAAGAGCAGUGGCAACGUGUGUGACAAAUCAAGUACCUUACAACUGUACUGUGUCCUCGGGGUUUUCCUCCUUGUUCACCGUGACGACAGACCAGACACAGGCUACACUCACAUGGAACGCUGACAGAAGGUUUUUGUCUCUGUCUUGCUCACAGUUUUCUGUGAUAGCCAGUUGGACCCUUGUUACCUAUUCAAAACCGACAGACCUCACGUGCAGAAGCCCAGAGAUUACAAACAACGACAACACAGUGUCUGUGACGUGUGUGUCCAGUGACAUCUUUCCUCAAGACCCCCGAUGUGUGCUGUACAGACAGACUGAUGGUGGAUCCCGUGUCCAGACGUCCGUGCCCCCCAGUUAUGGCACAGAUACAACUGGGAGUGUUUCUGGACCUUCGUGCACGUUCACAAUCCAGGCCUCAGAGCUGGGGGCAGGAACUCACAGCCUGUCAGUCAACAUGUACCCACAGUUUGAUGGGAGUGGAGAGAAUUACGGAGUAAACAGGGCGGUAUCUCCUGACGUCACUUUUUAUUAUCCCGUCCCUGAAAUCGUGAACUGUCCUUCCGGAGCAAAGGUCAGCGGUAACUACAUCAUGUCCGGGUCAACAGCCACUUGUGAAUGUCGUCAGAAAACUGAGGGUUUUCCUGCAGGCACAGUUGUUCUGUCUCAAGGCGGGUCUACCUUGGGCUCAGGAACUGUCGUCUCUGGGAAUAUCAACAACCCUGGGAACAACAACAAUGACCAGACGUUGACUUGUCGUUCUGAGUCUUCUCUGGGUCAAGCAGGUCCCUCUGUCUCCAAGACCGUCAAGUUUGCCUACGGACCAAAUAGCGCUACCUUGACCUUCUCACCGACAAGCCCGUCCAGUUUGUGUCAAGGCACCAGUCUCAGUGUUGUGUCCACUUGUACUGUUGGCCCUAGUACAGUAAACCCUCAGCCAGACUACAAAAUCUCCGUGAACGGUACACCAGUAGGCACAUCUGUACAGCAGACUCUACAGUUACAGCGCGGAGCUCACAACGUCAGAUGUCGUGUCGAGAACUCGUUAUUUCCCACCGAUCUCUUCACUGAUGUCACUGAGAUGUUCAUUGUCAGAGUCCUUCCGCCAGACCCUCCAGAGAUCUCUGUGAGUCAGUCGUCGGUCCUCAGUACUGGAGAAAUCCUGGUGAAGGAAAAUGUCACAACCGGUGUGCAGUGUGUGGUCCGAGGGGGAUAUCCUGCUACAAGUGACGUACGUCUGAGCUGUCCUAGUUCUCAGGUCGGUAGCUCUGGUGUGAGUUCUGUGGUCGUAACUAGGUCACAAGUGACACAAUGCUCGUGUACGGCCACUCACGACAGUGGAUGUUACAACAAACGGAGUGACGUCACCAUCAAAGCUGCCUAUGGCCCUGAAGGCGUCACGUUGGAGAGAAAAAACGUGAGCCCCGGGGAGACCGGAACGUAUAAUCUGUGUCCGUCAGUGACACCAGAUAUAACAAUGGAAUGUUCUGUGGGAGCUGUUUAUCCAGCAGCAAGUUUUACCCUCACUAUGACGUCAACAGGAACACAAACUCUUGAUACAUGUACAGGAAACAAUAAUAAAUGUUCCUACAACUUUGUGCCUACAAGGGGAGGUAAUCACGAGUUCCGGUGUGGCGCUGUGAACAGCGCUUUUGGAGAUCUGAGGGGAGACAUUCCACCUGUACAGGUUUACGUGCGAGAACCUCCCAAGACGGCCCCUACACUGGUCAUCAACGGUAAAACCUUCACUGGUGUCAGUGCGGGGAACACCAUUGUUCUUGAAGCAGGCACAGAACACAGCGUGGAGUGUCACGUCGAUGGGGGAUUACCGGAAAUCUCUGCCUCCGACAUCUCUCUACAGUGUGGGGGUCGGGACGUGACUGAUGGAAAGUUUGUCCCCUCCUUGUUGUCGGUUCGUCUCAACGAGACCAGCUGUAGUUGUCGGGCAGAACAUCCUAGUGGGUGCUACGACUUGGGGACAGAAGUCAUAGUGUCUCUAACAGACGGAGGCACAAACGGUGAGAAGUUGGAAAAACAAUGUGAUGAUCAGGAGAUUAUAGCAGUAGCAGUUGGAGCAGCCGUGGCAGCGUUUGUCCUGGGUUUUAUUACUGCAGUGGCUGUGUACUGCGUGUUCUCUAGGAAAGGAUGGCUUCCCAAGAAUUUUGGACGCUCCAAGUGUGGAAACCCAAAGGAGAAGCAAGAGCUAAACUCAGACGGUCUCCCCUAUGAGUUCUCUGACCUACGUCUCAGCGAUACGGCGCACCCGAACCAACAAGACGACAAGAGGCGGGGCACGAGGAACCACACUGAGGCCAGCACUACUGCAGGCCGCCAAGAAGAAAGUCCGUACGUGGACAUGGAUUCUGUCCAGAUGUCGUCACAGGACGUCCACACCCCGGUCCUGAUUGGAAGAACCAUGGCGGAAAUCAUUACCCCUGACGCCACACAGACAGACGGUGACGGGGGACGUUACAACAACGUACUGGUGACGUCACCGGUGUCAAGAGCAGCACCAGGAGGUCAAGGUCAAACCCACAAUCCUGGAACGUAUGACAUCAUUGCGGAUCCAGCCAGAGAAGCUUUUGCCCAUCCUUACAUGAGACAUCAACCUGAUGCAGAAUAUUCUAACACUGAUGAAAUGGACGGUCCGUCUUCUUCCCUGCAGAACAAUUCCACAGGAAAAGGGACUUAUGUGAACAUGGAGAAAAACAAGAAGCCAAGAACCAGUCCUUAUGCCAACAUAAAUUAACACAACGUGUCUGGUCGCACUUGAUUCCAGAAGGGGAAAAAGCAGAAACACAGGACAACGCGUAGCAGCUUUUACAUGUUUCUAGAAUCUGACUGUGUAUCUUUCUUCUCUACGUUCCUUUUUACAUCUAAGGGACAGUCGACUGUUGGUUCUUUAACCUGCAGUGCAACUGACUUUUACCCAAGUGACCGUCAGGAAGCAAAUUCCCAUUUCGAAGGUAGUAAAUAUACGAAUGUAUAUAUAUUUUUUAUAGUAAAAAAAUAUACAUAUAAAUACGUAUACAUAUUAUUUUAUAUAACUUGCUAGAGUAUUUACUUCAGGUCCAUGACACGGGAAACUAAACAAAGUCAGGGAUUGCUGGGUUCAACGAAGUACGGUGUGGCUUUACGCCACCGAGUCGUCACGCUAGCCGUGAAGGAGAAGCCGGGUCACCGCGAAAAGUGGCAGGCUAACGGGGCUCUGGUGAAACUGGGACAGGCCUAGCAAGUCGGCAGCGGAUUAUUUAUAGCUAAAAACACAAGUAGAAGAAAGAAACGGACUAAUACAGACGGAAAACGACCCGAAAACUUUAAAGGACAAGGAACUAAAACUCAUUACUUUCAUUAAAAUGUGGAGAAUACCAAUACUUGGACUGUCGGAUUGCCGUUUAAAAGGAAGUGGAACCAAGAAAAUACAUGAAAAUUACGUACUAAUAUGGAGUGGAGCAGAUAUGUGUGUGAGAGAGAGAGAGAGAGAGAGAGAGAGAGAGAGAGAGAGAGAGAGAGAGAGAUAGCUAUUCGUGGUGUGGGAUUCAUAAUACAACCUGACACGGAAGAAAGAGUUAUAGGGAAAGAAUUAAUAUCAGGAACGAUCUUGAAAAUCAGAAUACAGAAAGCGCAAAAAAGGGAAUCUAUCGUCCAAGUCUACGCCCCUUGUAACGACACAUACUCAAGGGAAGAUAAAGAAGAAUGUUUUCAGAAGUUGGAGGACACCAUAGACAGCGUACCUGAUGAGGAGGAACUAAUCAUAAUGGGAGACCUUAAUAAACACAUAAGCCCAAGAAUAACACCAUGGGAAAAGAACAUUGGACCACACGGUGACACCAGCUCAGAUUGUAACUAUAAUGGGGAACAACUAUUAGCUCCCUGUGCGGAGUAUGCAUUAUACAUCAGAAAUACUUUUUACCAGCACUGGCCAAGUCAAACUCAGUAAUGGAACAAAUAGAACAACCUAGAUAUUUCUUCACAGAUCAACUUCGAACUAAAACGAAUCGCCUAUAAAACAAAAACAACUGAUGCAAGAUCAAUCUUAAACAUCACCUUUGAUACAGAUCGCCGACCAGUGAUGAUGACGAGUAAAGAGAAAAAAAGACCCGAGCGAAAACAUAAUAAGAAACAUUCAGAGAAAAUUAAUUUACGAAAACUCAAUGAAGAGGGCAAUGUGCAGAAAGUUGAGGACGAGAUCACGAAGAGACUAGAAAACCAAGACACCGAAGGAUGUUGAAGAAACAUGGACUGUCAUUAAAAACUUGGUUACAGAAACACUGAUAGAGGUAUGUGGGAAGAAGAGAAUUGGGAAGAGGAUACGUUAAAAGAAUACUAUGGUGUUAUGACAAAGUUACAGAGGUAAUCAAAGAAAAGAAGACACUUUUUCAGAAAUGGAUAAAAA